CGUUGUUCUUGUGAUAACCGUUACUUACUCAGUUACUCUUUUGCGCAAACACUGCGCAAAGAAAGAGAGAGAGAGAAACACACACAGAGUAAUGAAGAGACAGAGCAGCGCGGUGUCGCCGUCAUCGUCGCGGCGAGAAACUCCGCCGGAGAAGAUUCACGCGAAGACCAUCGGGUGCAUGUCCGGCAUUCUCCACUUCAUCUCCAGCUCCAAUUCCCGUCGCUCUCGCCGCUUCCUCACAUUCGGAAAGAGGCAGAUUAAUAAGAAUCCCGCUUCUACCCCCGCCGACGCCGGAAAUUUGCCGCCGGAAAAUGCCGCCGCCGAUGACCGGAGGCUGUCGUCCGACGUGCCCAGGUGUCCGACUUUGCCAGCGGAGAUUCGACGGUCGAGUGCUAAGGCCCCUCCGCCGGAGAGGCGCCGCGAGGCGCCGGCUCUGGUGGCGAGGCUGAUGGGGCUGGAGGCGGCGCCGGCGGAGCCGACGGAUACGGUGGCGGAGAAGAGGCAGAAGCUUCUCGGGGCGUUGCAGCGGUGCGACGAGGAUCUGAAGGCGCUGAAGAAGAUCAUCGAGACCGUGCGUUUGACCGAUCCUCCUCCGCCGUCGACGCCGUCUCCGUCGCCGGCGUUGGCUUGUAUUGGCUUCGAGGAUAAAUUUCGAACGGUUCCGGAGGUGAAGUGUUCGGUGGUUAACGGGGAGCAACAGCAACCGAGUCCAGUGUCUGUGCUAGACGAGUUCACUCGUUCGCCACUCAGUCCGAGUUGCCACUCGGGACGGCAUUCAUUUCCGCGAAUACAGCACCAGAAGCAGCAGUUGCUAAAGAAGCCAGGAGAGGAAGACAUCAGCAGCACAUACAUCUACGAGAGAAUGGCAUACGAGUCAGUGAAUAGGAAAGUCAACGACGAAGAUCAUUUGGUUAUGUGGAGUAGCAAAGCCAUGAUAAAAAGUGUGGAUGAAGUGUGCAGGGACGUUGCAUGGGGAGAAAAGCGAGAGCUUGGAAGAAUUGGGUUGGCUUUGCAGGAUUAUAUUUGCAGAGAUUUGAUUGAAGAAAUUGUUAGGGAAUUAGGAUGCUUCUACACUCUGCCUUUUGAGGCAUGUAAGAGAAGACUCUGCUUCUAAACUAUAAAUGGUCAUAAUUAUUCGUUUUUAUUUUAAUUUUUUCCCUUUUUACAAUGGGUUCAUUUCAGUUUAAAAGGGUUCAAAUAAGAAAGCCAUGUGCAUUUAUUUUUAUUGUUGGUA
Molecule: messenger RNA, 1234 nt
Organism: Glycine soja
Lineage: Eukaryota; Viridiplantae; Streptophyta; Magnoliopsida; Fabales; Fabaceae
Exons: 3
Coding region: 92-1114 (340 amino acids)
Source: RefSeq, a predicted model, not a curated record